UCCAGGUCCAAAGAUCACCACACUGUUUGUUCAAGCCCUGAGCUGUUGGGUGCAGGGGAGAUCCUGGCUCUUCCUGCACGAACCUGAAACCUCUACUGUAGGUGCCUCUCUCACCACUGCACCACCUCACCUGUCGUCCAUCCUGCGUGUCUUUCAUCCACCUGGAGGCCCCGUUGAACCCCCUUCCUCUGUCUGGGACGAGGCCCUAUGUGUAUGCAGGACUGACAGGACACAAGAAAUCCCUUUUUUGUUUGAGGUGUGAAAUAUGGAGCAUCUAAACUAAACAUGGGAUCAGUAGUGUCAUACUUUGGCCAGCCAUGUGGACAAGAGAAGAAGAAAGAGGAGGAGAGACACUUGCGAGCUAAUGACAGACCUUUCAACCUCUCUUACCACUAUGCCAACAACGCCAUCAAGACCUCCAAAUACAACAUUUUCACCUUCCUGCCACUUAACCUCUUUGAACAGUUCAGGAGGCUCGCCAAUGCCUAUUUCCUCUUCCUCUUUAUCCUUCAGCUGAUCCCGCAAAUCUCCUCUCUAUCCUGGUUUACCACAGCUGUCCCUCUGAUUCUGGUGCUGUCUAUAACAGCAGUCAAGGACGCCAGCGAUGACAUCAACAGACACAAAAGCGACAAACAAGUGAAUAAUCGCAAGGUGGAUGUCCUCAUAGAUGGAGAGUGAGAAACUGAAAAAUGGAUGAAUGUUCAGGUUGGAGACAUAAUCAAGCUGGAGAAUAAUCAGUUUGUCACAGCAGACCUUCUGCUGCUGUCCAGCAGUGAGCCUCUCAAUCUGGUUUAUGUAGAAACAGCUGAAUUAGAUGGUGAAACUAAUCUGAAAGUGAAACAGGCCCUGACUGUAACUGGAGAUAUGGGUGACAACAUUGACGAGCUGGCUGGCUUCACUGGUGAGGUGCGCUGUGAGCCUCCCAACAACCGUCUGGACAAGUAAGGUACCCUUACUGUGAAUGGACAAACCUAUGCCUUGGACAACGACAAGGUGCUGCUGAGAGGAUGUACUCUGAGGAACACCGAGUGGUGCUUCGGCCUAGUAAUCUUCGGAGGUCCUGACACCAAGCUGAUGCAGAACAGUGGAAAGACAACAUUCAAACGGACGAGCAUAGACCACCUGAUGAAUGUCCUGGUGUUGUGUAUCUUUGGUUUCCUGGCGUCUAUGUGCACCGUCAUGGCCAUCAGCAAUGCAAUCUGGGAGGUGAGGGAGGGCUCAGUGUUCACAGCCUUCCUCCCUCGUGAACCAGGGGUUGAUGCCGCUCUCUCCUCCUUCCUCUCCUUCUGGUCCUAUGUCAUUGUGCUCAACACGGUGGUGCCCAUUUCCCUCUAUGUCAGUGUGGAGAUCAUCCGCCUGGGGAACAGCUUCUACAUUGACUGGGACAGGAAGAUGUAUUACCCCAAGAAUGACACUCCUGCCCAGGCGAGGACCACCACACUCAACGAGGAGCUCGGACAGAUCAAAUACAUCUUCAGUGACAAGACUGGCACCCUGACGCAGAACAUCAUGACUUUCAACAGGUGCUCCAUUAAUGGGAAAGGUUACGGGGAGCUGUUUGACUUUUCUGGACAAAGGGUGGAAAUAACAGAGAAUACAGACAAAGUGGACUUCCUUUGGAACCACCUGGCUGAUCCAAAGUUCAUCUUUCACGACCACAGUCUGGUGGAGACGGUGAGGGCGGGAAACCCGGAGGCUCAGGCCUUCUUCCGCUUGCUGGCUCUGUGCCACACCGUCAUGCCUGAGGAAAAGAAAGAGGGGGAGCUCAACUACCAGGCUCAGUCUCCUGAUGAGGGCGCUCUGGUGACAGCAGCAAGAAACUUUGGCUUUGUGUUCCGCUCUCGCACACCAGAGACCAUCACGGUCGUAGAGAUGGGCAAACAAGUCACCUAUGAGCUUCUGGCUGUUCUUGACUUCAAUAAUGUGCGCAAGAGGAUGUCAGUCAUAGUAUGCAGUCCUGAGGGCAAGUUAACUCUAUACUGCAAAGGAGCAGACACCAUCAUCUAUGAGAGACUACACCCAUCCUGUAACAAACUGAUGAAAGUUACCACCGAUCAUCUCAAUGAGUAUGCAGGUGAUGGCCUCCGCACGCUAGUUCUGGCCUACAAAGACUUGGAUGAAGACUACAUGGAUGACUGGAAAAAGCGCCACCAUGAGGCCAGCACUGCCAUGGACGGACGAGAGGAGAGACUUGAUGAGCUUUAUGAAGAGAUAGAGAAAGACCUGCAGCUGUUGGGAGCAACAGCUGUGGAGGACAAGCUGCAGGACGGCGUGCCACAGACCAUAGAACAACUAGCUAAAGCGGACAUCAAAAUCUGGGUGUUGACUGGAGAUAAACAAGAGACUGCAGAGAAUAUCGGCUACUCCUGCAACAUGCUGAGAGAGGAGAUGAAGGAUGUUUUCAUUGUGGCAGCUAACACGGCUGAAGGAGUAAAAGAGGAGCUACAGAAUGCAAGAAGGAAAAUGUGCCCUGAAGCACCAGAAGAAGCAUCUGUGAUUAAGGCUCGUGCAGGCCUGUUUUGGUGUCAGAAGACGGAGACUGUGCAGGAUGAGAAGGUGGAUGGAGAUUAUGGCCUAGUUAUAAAUGGACACAGUCUGGCCUUUGCAUUGGAGAAGGACCUGCAGCUGGAGCUGCUGAGGACAGCGUGUAUGUGUCAGACGGUGAUUUGCUGCAGGGUCACCCCUCUACAGAAGGCCCAGGUGGUUCAGCUUGUCAAGAGAUACAAGCAGGCCGUCACUCUGGCCAUUGGGGAUGGGGCCAAUGAUGUCAGCAUGAUCAAGGCUGCUCAUAUCGGUGUGGGUAUCAGUGGGCAGGAGGGCAUGCAGGCAGUCCUCUCCAGCGACUUCUCUUUCGCGCAGUUCCGUUACCUUCAGCGGCUCCUCCUGGUGCAUGGUCGCUGGUCCUACCUCCGCAUGUGCAAGUUCCUACGAUAUUUCUUUUACAAGAACUUCACCUUCACCUUUGUGCAUUUCUGGUAUGCCUUCUUCUGUGGCUUCUCUGCACAGACUGUGUAUGACGAGUGGUUCAUCACCUUGUACAACCUGGUUUACACCGCAUUACCUGUCCUCGGCAUGAGCCUCUUUGACCAGGAUGUCAAUGACCGUUGGAGUUUCCAGUAUCCGCAGCUCUACUCUCCAGGCCAGCUGAACCUCUACUUCAAUAAGAAAGCGUUUGUGCGCUGCAUGAUGCACAGCUGCUACAGCUCCCUCAUCCUCUUCUUCAUACCAUGGGCCGCCAUGUACGAUACGGUCCGAGAUGAUGGCAAAGACAUCGCCGACUAUCAGUCCUUCGCUUUACUGGCACAGACGUGUCUGCUUGUUGUGGUGAACAUACAGCUGUGUCUGGACACCCAUUACUGGACAGCAGUGAACCAGUUUUUUGUGUGGGGCAGCCUGGCUGCCUACUUUGCCAUCACAUUCACCAUGUACAGCAACGGCAUGUUCCUCAUCUUCACCUCUGCAUUCCCAUUUAUUGGCACCGCAAGAAACUCUCUGAACCAGCCGAACGUGUGGCUGACCAUUUUCCUGACUUCCCUCCUCUGUACCCUGCCUGUGGUAGCUUUUCGCUUCAUCCUCAUUCAGCUUUGGCCCACCAUUAAUGACAAGAUGAGGCAUAAGGUGCGAAAGGAGGCGUUGCCGGCUCCUGCACCCCGCCGCCUGCCUACUAGGCGUAUCAGCACCCGUCGGUCAGGUUACGCCUUCUCCCACUCCCAGGGCUACGGUGAUCUGGUGACAUCUCGACGGUUCCUGCUGAAAAAACCCCUGAAGAGUCGACUAGCCCUGUUCACCCAAACAGACUCUCCUCUGGCUGAGAAUCAGCCACAGCACUACCGCACCAUUGCAGAGGAGCCAGAGGAGGCACAGAGCCCUUAGAAAGGAGGUAUGCAGGAACUAAACCACUGUAGAAAGGUCGUAGGACCAACAUAGAAAGCUUUUAUUGUGAGGCCUAACUCACGCUCAUGAGAGGAUGCACAGGGUAAUAUUCACUACCUGGAUUGUUUCCAGGUCAAACUUUUACACUUAAGAGAGUCUGAGUUUUACUCAAGAUUGUUUUCAAAUGGAUGAAUGUUAUUGCUGUUAACAUGCUGGCAGCACACACAGCCUUAAAGGACCACACUGGUGGUUUUCAGUAAGUACAGGUAGACUUCUAAAGGCUUUAGAUUCCAUUCAUUUCAUUACAACUAGUCACCCUGUAGACAGUUGCUUUUGAUAGGUAAUCAAGUUAAGUUAUGAUGUUCACUGGGAUGGACCUCCUAUCUCAGGCAUGAUUUAAUAUUGGUACCUAAAUAACUGGAGUAAAGUAAAAGCAGCCUGGAAAGAACAGUCAGACUAAAACAUCCUGGAAACAUCCAGAAAUACUGCAUGCAGAUUGUAUUUAAUGGGUUAAAAUUGCAGUGAGAUUAACAUUGUGUCAUGCAUACCAAAUUUUUACAAUAUUUGUUAAGAUUUUAUAAGAGAUUGUCAAGUUAAAUGUUUUUAAAGUUGCCACUGGCUGAUCUGGAGAAACUGGAUUACCACACUGCCUGCAAUAUGAAGUUGCAUUUUGUACCUGUGAAGUGAAUUGUUUCUGUUGAAAUCUUCCAUGAACCUAUUUCCACUCAGUUGUUUACAUAAUUAUUUACAUUAAAUUUUUUAAACAUGUUUUAUUAUUGUUAUGCUCGAUGUUAAUAAUCUGUUUAAAUAUUCAGCUGUUCGUGACAGUAGAACUUUACCACUUAAUCACAGUGUUUUUAAAGUACAGCCAGGGGUCAGUGUUGUCUUUGGAACUGUGUUUUCUUACCAGAGCCAGUAAAAUAAAAGGUAGAGUAAUGGUUAAAAUGUCAUGCCAGGGACAAAUCAUGAACCAGCAGACAGUACAUAUCAUACAUGAGAUACUUUUUCAGUCCUAUCACAUAUUUUUUGCCAUUGUGACCUUCAUUUUAUCAUGACCAAAUGAAGGUCACAAUGAGAUUUCUUUGUUGCCCACUAGAAGUUUGGAUUGAAUUGUUAAAAUUUCUACACAGGGAGCUCAUUUGUGAAUAAAACAAAUAACACGGUU
Lates calcarifer (barramundi perch) is the source of this 5038-nucleotide messenger RNA. Its product is annotated as phospholipid-transporting ATPase ID-like. NCBI's taxonomy places the organism in Eukaryota, Metazoa, Chordata, Actinopteri, Centropomidae. The record is from RefSeq and is a predicted model, not a curated record. Gene Ontology annotation, biological process: Golgi organization; phospholipid translocation. Gene Ontology annotation, molecular function: ATP binding; magnesium ion binding; ATP hydrolysis activity. Gene Ontology annotation, cellular component: plasma membrane.